GCUGCUGGGCUCAGCCGGGCGCGGGCGGCUCCGUGGCGUUUCCUGCCACGCCGGGCCUGCCUGGGCCGCGCCAGCGCCGCUCCGCCGAGGGCCGCGCGUCUGCCGCCACGGGGCCCGGCUCUGCCUGCCCCUCAGAGUCUUGCCCUUUCCCAGGAUGGACCCCCUGGAAACCAGGUCCUGGCAGGCCCUCUUGAAAUACUUGAGGCCCAGGAUUCAGUGACAUUUGAUGACGUGGCACAGUACCUCACACAAGGAGUGGUUGCGACUGGACAGUGACAGGAGGACGCUGGCAUAUUGCAGGAGUGCCACCUCUGGGAAGGAGUUCCUGUUUUGAAUCCUCCCUGGUGUGAGGACACCUGCUGCCGGCCACCGCGCGUCCCUUGAUGCAGACUGGGCGAAGCAGUCCGGUGAGCGAGGGGAAAAGGAACCGGAAAAGUGAGCAGGUCGUGGGGUGAAGCGCGCUGCGCCUUUGGGGAGGGGGUGUGGCUCCUUCCCAGGGGUAGAGGGCGGGGAGCUCCUGGGGCUACUUUGGUGGUAGCGAGUGGGCGGACCCUGGGCCCCCUAUGCCCCUUUCGCUUCCGGGUGGAGGGGCGCCCGCCCUGCUGUGCCCCGACCCCAACGUCACCCCCCCCGCCCCCGCCCUUACCCCCGCCGUGCUCGGGCCGCGGGCGAAUGCGAUUCUUGGCGGAGGAGCGCCACCUCCGUCCCUGUCCCCUGCAGGGCGCGGCGUCCUGCGGUGCUGGCGUCCGAGAGCGCGGGGCCGAGCCGGCGGCGGGCGAUGGGCGAGGACGCUCAGCCGCGGGAGGUGGCGUCCACGAGCUCCCCGCGGGCCGGCGGGCCCAGCGCCGACGUCAGAGCCAACAGGGACCCUGAGGGCCGGGCGGGCGGCCUGCGCGACCUGCCCAUGGAGCACCACUUCGCGUGUAAGGAGUGUGGGGACGCCUUCCGGCUGAAGGUCCUCCUCGUGCAGCACCAGCGGGUUCACAGCGAGGCCAAGGGCUGGGAGUGCGCCGACUGUGGCCGCGUGUUCCGGGCGGCGGCCGAGUUCAACGAGCACCGCAAGAGCCACGCGGCCGCCGAGCCGCAGCCGGGCCCGAGCCGCGCCGCGGAGGCCGCCCCGGAGGAGAGGGAGCAGGCGGAGAGGGCCGCGAAGCCCUUCGAGUGUGAGGAGUGCGGGAAGCGCUUCAAGAAGAACGCGGGCCUCAGCCAGCACCUGCGCGUGCACAGCCGGGAGAAGCCCUUUGACUGUGAGGAGUGCGGGCGCUCGUUCAAAGUGGGCACGCACCUCUUUCGCCAUCAGAAGCUGCACACGGCCGAAAAGCCGUUCGCCUGCAAGGCGUGCGGCCGGGAGUUCCUGGACCGCCAGGAGCUGCUCAAGCACCAGCGCGCGCACACGGGCCACCUGCCCUUCGACUGCGACGACUGCGGCAAGUCGUUCCGCGGCGUCAACGGCCUGGCCGAGCACCAGCGCAUCCACAGCGGGGCCAAGCCGUACGGCUGCCCGCACUGCGGCAAGCUGUUCCGCCGGAGCUCGGAGCUCACCAAGCACCGCCGCAUCCACACGGGCGAGAAGCCGUACGAGUGCGGCCAGUGCGGCAAGGCCUUCCGCCAGAGCUCCAGCCUCCUGGAGCACCAGCGCAUCCACACGGGCGAGCGGCCGUACGGCUGCGGCGACUGCGGCAAGGCCUUCCGCGGCCCGUCCGACCUCAUCAAGCACCGGCGCAUCCACAGCGGACUGAAGCCCUACGAGUGCGACAAGUGCGGCAAGGCCUUCCGCAGGAGCUCGGGCCUCAGCCGCCACCGCAGGACCCACAGCGGAGCGAGGCGCUGCGAGUGCAGCGAGUGCGGCCGCGUGUUCAAGCGGCGCUCGGCGCUGCAGAAGCACCAGCCGAGCCACCGCGACUAGACGCGGCCCCCGGGCCGGGGGGGGGGGGGCGAGGCCCGGGAGGGGCAGGGCAGAGUCAAAGGAGAUGAACACUUUUGUAGCGCUUCUAUAUUUUCCCGUCAGAGAGGUCCGAACCGAUUUAUACCGUCACCAGCAAUUUCUAACUGUCCGUGUUGCCCAUUUUGCCUAUCGAGAGUAGCCUCGAUGACGUUCUGGUUGAUUCUGACUAGCCCGACUCGCGUACAGGCCCUUCAGGGUACUUAAAGCCACGGGCCUGCAAACGGAGAGGGACAGAAGACAAACGUGCGUGGGCCGGGGCGGAGGGGGGCUCGCGGCCCGCCUCUCCGAGCCACCCCCUCCGGGAGCCGGACGCAGAGCGCGUCGGCGACGGCCGCCACAUCAUGUGACCCCAACUUGCCUGAAGACAAGAGAGCCCCAAAGUCGUUUGGCCUACUUGAAUUUAGAAAUGUUUAGGGAUGUAAAUAGAAUACUCAAAGAAAGGUCUUAUAAUAUUUAAUUUAUUAAUUCAGUUCUGCAUACAUACUGUAAAUCACAUAUUGCAUAGAAUAAUAUAUUAAUUUAGAGAAUACCCCCCCCCCCGUUUUCCCUCACGCCACUCCCGAAGAUCAUUGUACUCUAAAUCCUCACGCGCAGUUUCUGACCUCACCGUCCUCACCACCUCACCACCGUCGUAGCCCCUUUGGAGUCACCCGACAGUUUCAAAGCACAUCCAGUGGCUUCCGUUCAUCCAAGCUGUGUGCCACGUAGCACUGUGACAAUCCCUGCACAAGGCCCUCACUAGAAAUUUCCUCCCAAGCGUAAGUACACGUUCACAUUACAUUAGGACAACUGUUGUUGUUUUCCUUGAAUUCAUCCCGUAGCUCUACAACGUAACCACUUAACGUGUUUUGCUUUCUGAAAAUGACCUUCAAAAGACUUUUCUGAAGCAUCUAUAACUUGUCAUUGUGAGGUCGUAUGCCUAGGAAUAAGUAUUGAAUCUGGGUUAAAUUUCUUUUGCAUUCAUUUUCCUGAGACCAAUUCAUUCUGGUGACUUCCAUGUGCGUCCAAAACUAGCGUCGAUUGGGGUCUGUUUUCGGGCUAAUAGGUCUUGUCCUCAAGCAGCACUAUUUGGUUCAAACUCAAGUAGUUGAGAGAGCAUCCCCGUAACAGGGACAUCUCGAGGACUCAAGUAUAAGCUGAUGGCUCGUUUUCAGGAAUGUGAGCCUCCCCGCAAACGGAGCCAGCCCUCCGUUUUGGGCUCUGUAAAACAGGGGUGAUCACAGGACUACCUCCUAAGGUUAUCGUGAGAACCGCGACGCCACGCCUGGCCCGAAGGUGCACCCUCAGUGAAGGGCAUCUGCCGUCAUCACCAUAAUUAUUGCUGUCAUUCUAUGGCUCAUUAGUACCAGAACUGGGGAUGGACCCAGGCCUCCUGACUCCUAGUCUCAUCUUCUUUCUCUCAUGCAAUGACUUAAAUCGUGUUCCCGUUUUCUUGCAUGCAAAUCGUACGUUCAUCUCCUUUGACCAGUUAUCAAGUUACCUUUGGAUAUAUUGACUUUAUACAGCAGUUCUUUCUAGAUCGAUUGUGAUUAUCUUUUUUCCAGUUUUAUUGCUUUUGCCCUUUGUAGCCGUUUUAUUGCAUUUUUGUCGUGCGAAUUUUAAGUUUUCAUAUCCGAGCACUCACCGUUGUCCGUUAAGCCGUAACUUUCAUUGCUUCAGUACUUAGAUACGAUGAUGUUUUCUUCUAGAAUUUUAAUUACAAAUGAAAAGCUGAAAGCCCUGCCCCACCAGAAGGUGGAUGCACCAGGUGGGCAGGCUGGAUGGGAAUGGGCCAGAGAAGCAGGCUCUCUCCUCAUCCAAGAUGCAGACUCUGUGCAUGUCUGUGGGCAGUACUUGACUAUCCAACCUGGCCACGCAGACACGCAAGAGAAACUUCCAUCUCGGAUUGGCCAGAACAUUCUGACUGUUCCUCAGUAUAGCCCUACCUGUCAGCAGCAGGGCUGGGCCUCCACUAGAUCAAUGGGGGGUGGUCCAAAUGUGGUCUUGGCUGCAGCUGGCUGUCCUUCAAGCUUCUGGGAGCUUUGGCCAUGCCCAGCAUGGAUUCAGUGCCUGAGCAGCAGAUCCCCCCCCCACACACAAGACACAUCUCCUCGAACAUAAGAAGACUCACCUGACUGAUGCUGUCGUGUGGAUUGCAUCCUCCUCUCAGCGAGUGACUCUGGAACCAGAAAGAGGUCGGUUUGGUGGCUUUUGCUUUGGGCAACUAGAGGGAAAUUCACCCACAUGUUCUGAUGUUACCUCCUGCAGCUAUACCUAAGAGGAACAACAGAGCAAAGGCUCGGAGAGGAACCGUGCUCCUCUGAUGCCGUGUGUGUCUCGGUGAUAGAAGCUGGCCAAAUAAUAGGCCCCAGCUGUGACAUUCAGCGGCCAUGCCCAGGAGGGGCAAUAAAACAGGGGUCUGGAGGGCAAUGAUGCCCUUCUGAUGGCCCAUGUGGCAUAUACAUAGAAGCUGAUCGUCCCGGGGUCAGGCUGUUACUUCCAACAGCCUCCCUCGAGAGGAACAGCAGCAAGGGCUGGCCAGAAACCUGACCCCCAGUGACCUGCAGAACCUGCAGGUGGAAGCCAGCCUCACUGGGGCUGUGGUGUGACUUCCCAGCAGCUGUCCCCGGGGGCCUCUAGAGGGCCCAUGGAGGAGGUGUACCCUUCUGAUGGGCCCACCCAGGCUGAGGCAGAGCUUCCCGGCAGGCACAUCUGGAAGAGCUUCUCAGGCCCCCAUCCUGGGAAGCAGGGUCCCACGGUGGCCCCUGUGACCUUAGCCAGAAGGUACUCUGGAGUGGCCCCCAGGCCACAGUGGUGGCUCUCUGUGACGUCUCCAUCCUGACCCUCAGGCUGGAGAGAAGCCAACAGCACUUGUUACAUAGCCGCUCCUUUUGCUCUGUGGCUUCAGUUCUUGCAGUAGUUGUGAAACUGUGUCUGAAAUCACUGCUUCCUUCUGCAUCCGUUUUCUCUUUUCAAGCUGUCAGGACAUGUUCGACACAGCCGUCAUCCGGUAAGGAAUCUGACAUUCACGAGGGGCAAGGCUGGCGACUGUCGCUGGAAGUACUCUGCCAUUUCUUGCUUGUUCACUAGCCAUUUUGUCAGCUUUCACGAAGGAUCCAGAUACAGUAUUAACUCAGAACUUAGCGUUGUCGCCACCGCUCCAUUCCUCCCCAGCCAGGCAGGACACGGCAUCCUGGCAGUCAUGCCGUCCUUGAGGUUUUUCCGUUCUCGGUUCUGUCGUUUUCUCCAAAACCAACCCUCCUCUAGAGUUAACACUAAAGACCGCGUCUUUUCUGCCACUGUGUUUGCGCGUGAAGUCCGUGCUCUCUCCCGCGCAAGCAUGCGUGGCUUUAACGUGUGUCCCGUAGUUGUGCCAAGUUUCGUUUUUUUGCCUCUGGUAACUUGGGGGUGGAUUCCUUGGAUUCUGUAGGUGUACUGCUACGUCAGAUGCAAAAUGUGAUCAAGCUUCCUGUUGUGUGUGCUCGUCUAUGCAUUUGUGUAUCUACCUCAUUUCGUUUUUUUUCUUUCUAAUCACACACAUUCCUUUUGCAAGGGAAAUGAAGAGCAGUUGGGUUACACAGAAUGCCGACUCUCAUUAGAAAUAGAUCCUUUUCUUAUUUGCCGAAAGAAACCUUCCAUUGCUUUUAUUAAAGUUUUGAAUACUUGCUGACAUUUUUUCAAUGAAAGUUGUUGUUUACCAUUGUUGCUGCUUAUUAAGAUUAACUGUGUUGAUUAGUUGUGUCACACCCACUUCUGCAUUUCCACAGUGAGCCCCACCCAGUCGCAGUGUUGGCAUUCCACGGGCUCGGGGCUGCAGCCCUCACCCCCCACUUUUAGGCCAUAGUAGUUAAACCAGAACUGAACGCUUGACUCGGGCAGCAACUGGUCAUCAGAGCUGGCUGGAGGCGACAGGCUGGGCCGUUCAGUUCCUCUGUUUGUCGCAAAAUGGAAACAAGAGACACGAGAGAGAAGUUUCUAGUUGGUGUUACAAGACAGAGGGAGCCACGCGGUAUUUGGCGGAGUCGACCCCGUGGGUGACACCAGUUGGAAGAUCUGCGGGCUCCUGCUCAGCACUCCAGAGAGCUGCCUCAACUCCCGCGCCCCGACGGAGUCCUGGCCUCGUUAUGUUCUUGGAUCUCUGGCAGUUGCCCUCACCAGUUCGUUUGUCUCCCCACCAGAGUCUCCCUUGACCGAAGCCAGCUUGAGGGGGCUCUGCUUUCUGCAACCCGUCAAGAGUCAGUGGCCUUUUACCACUUGGCCGCGUCCUGAGAAGAAUCACAUGGCUGGUUUCCUCAUGGUCCACCCCGCUCGAGCUCCUGGCCCCAGCCCCACCUGACGGUCGCAAACACCUGUUUAAAUGUGGUCCUGUGUUCCGUUCGCUCCGAUGGGUAAAAAUCUAUGCCUUUUACUCUCAGCGAGUUUGACCAAUGCCUUUCUGUCCGGGUACCGUGCCUGUACGGAUCCCCUGUUUGUCCCGUGAAGCGAGUGUCAGUCAACACCCGCCCUGUUGUUCAUUUUGGAAGUGUCUCGCUACUUCCGGAGAAUCUGUUAAAGUGGGGAAUUGGGAAUUUCUCUAUUACUAGUAUACUCACGUGCUGUACUUCUCAUCAUUGUAUCGGUGUAGGUGUUUACUUUCCAAGCUAGAGAUGGUCUCUUUUAACUUGGCCUUCAAUGCUCUUUGCAUAUCUAAGAACAGUAGCUGGGCCCGCCCCAGUCCAUGUUUCAGUUGUUGGCGCUCUUCUCUCAUUCCUCCCUGGUCUCCUUAACUUGUCUGUUUUACGGCACUUACUAUAAUCAGCCUUGCACUAGAGCUUCGCCCUCCCCACCCCCCCUCCCGCGUUAGAUUGUGAGCUCUUAUAAGACAGGGGUGACCCUUCAUGUCUGAUUCCCCUACCAGAUCUAGCACAGUGCCUUGCAUCAAGUAGAUUUCAAUAAAUAUA
This is a messenger RNA of Nyctereutes procyonoides (raccoon dog), 6864 nucleotides long. RefSeq names its product zinc finger protein 275 (gene ZNF275). Gene Ontology annotation, biological process: negative regulation of transcription by RNA polymerase II; regulation of immune system process; regulation of cytokine production. Bases 779 to 1906 code for a protein of 375 amino acids. The transcript is spliced from 4 exons. Lineage: Eukaryota; Metazoa; Chordata; Mammalia; Carnivora; Canidae. The record is from RefSeq and is a predicted model, not a curated record.